This is a messenger RNA of Mycetomoellerius zeteki, 2179 nucleotides long. Its product is annotated as defective proboscis extension response 14. The record is from RefSeq and is a predicted model, not a curated record. The transcript is spliced from 8 exons. The coding region runs from base 476 to 1411 and encodes 311 amino acids. NCBI's taxonomy places the organism in Eukaryota, Metazoa, Arthropoda, Insecta, Hymenoptera, Formicidae. Gene Ontology annotation, biological process: synapse organization. Gene Ontology annotation, cellular component: neuron projection membrane.
AUACGCGUUGUCUGAUAUACCGUGGAUGACCAUCGCUACUUGAAGCAAUAUUCCGAAAUGCCAGGCGCUGCCGCGGAGUAGAUUGUGUUUCGACAGUGACAGCGUUUCGCGCGGGCGAGUAAGUGCGAUUCCGGCGGAAGUAGAUAAUCGUAUGAUUUAACCGUUUAAGCAAUGAAGGAAAAUAGAGGGUGGGACGAACAGUCGUGUUAGCCUCUAACUGCGAGACUCUUCUCUUCGCGACGGAAAGUGUUAAUAAAAGGGAGAGCUGUGAUUUUUGACAGAACCGGUUUCAGUGAAGCUGCAUGAAGAAAAACAGACGAAGGAGUUCAUCGAAAAAGAGAGAAAAAAUAGAACGGCGGAAAGAAAUAAAAGGAGAAAAUUCGAAGUGCGGAGUCACUUACGGUGCCAAGAAAAUAAACAAUAGUGCUGCCGCGUACCAAUUUUGGGAAUAGAAAUGAGUUGAGGAUCGUCUACGAUGUUGAGUCGUCUCUCGGCCGUGGUGGCCUCCAUUUUGGUUCACCAGAUAUAUUUUCUAUGCACUGCCAGCACGUUGUUAGGUGCGAAGCAAUUUCCAGGUUUUGAAAACUUGCCACGCUCAUUUUGGCACGAGCUUAGUUCACCUUUUACAGAGGUUUACGAGGUGGAGAGUUUCGUGACUGAAACAGGUGGCACACCUGAACCGAGGCCAUUUUUCGAGGAUCCAGAAAGCAACAUUACUGUACAACUCGGCGCUCAAGUCUACAUGCACUGCAGAGUACAAAAUCUACAAAAUACUCUUAAGGUGUCUUGGGUGCGUAGACGAGGAGACGAGCUUCAUUUACUCACCAUUGGCCUCGAUACAUACGCGAGUGACUCCAGAUUCUCCUUGGCCUUGGAGAAACCCAAUGACUGGCGAUUGCUUCUACGCUCCGCUACGGAACGCGAUGCCGGUCUUUACGAAUGUCAAGUCAGCGCCCACCCACCAUUAAUCAGAACUGUCCAUCUAGCGGUGUCAGUGCCGAAGGUGGAAAUUGUGGAUGAGCAUGGUGCUACGGCUGGUGACAAGUUCUACAAAGCAGGUAGUACAAUAGAGCUGAAGUGUGUAGUCAGCAAUAUACCGCAACCCACUGGCUAUGUCACGUGGCGACACGGAUCUCGUACGUUAAAUUACGACACGACUCGUGGUGGCAUCAGCGUCAAGACGGACAUGGGUGCAGCUGGUGCGGUGUCUAGGCUCUACAUUGCAAAUGCGAAUAGAAAGGACAGCGGGAACUAUAGCUGCGCCCUGGCAAACGUAGCAGCAGCCACUAUGGUGUCCGUCCACGUGCUAAACGGAGAGAAUCCGGCUGCCAUGCAACACGGCGGUACCACUGCCCCGAGGGCGACCUUUAUCUUUACCGUUGUGAUAUCACUAUCAUCGCUCUUAAGGUGACCGUGAUGACUCCGGUGCAUUUUGGACCUGCGAUCCGAAUGGUGCUAAUUUUCUCUUUCCCCUAUGGAGACUCGUGCGCCCGGAAUGUCCUCUCGAAAUGGACGGAAACUUUGGGUAUUAGGCCCUCCGCUCCUUUCCGCAUGCACGCCGCAUGAGAUUGCUGCGAAUCAUAUAAACGGGGGGAGUAUAUGGUAUUCUCACGCGAAACGCAAAUACGUGUGUGUGUGCGCGAUAACGACGGAGAUAUCAUCCGAAUCCGUUUCGAUCGUGGACUUAACUUUUGGACAAGUAGCUUCACUGUGAAGCACCGCGUCUCGCAGUUUCGUACGGCGCGGCGAGACGGCGUAUAUCAGUUUCCACAGAGCAUUUCCGAGCAUCUCUCGAGAAACUUGACUAAUCGCUUCCAGCGGCGAUCAAUGCGGGAUUUGCGUAUAGAGGAGGACGAAUAGCGUUCGCGCUCAGAACGCACACUGUAAAUUUCAGGAAGAGGGAUAGAAACUUCAUGUCGCUCCCUCGUGUUUGAACUGUCGGUACUAACGUGUUGACGAUGCAUUGUUAAUGCGUAUGUUAUUUGCGCGUCCAUAUGUUCAAACGCGGAUACAUUAAUUAAGAAAAUUCCGUUCAUGUGAUAUGUAACGCCCGACUAUCUAUGGCAUACGUUCGCGAUUGUGCUGAAAAUAAUAGCCAAGCGAUGAUUCGAUUAACAUAAUUCCACAAUCAAAGACGUUCUCAUUUUAUAAUUUUAUCGUCAUAUCGUUCAAAAUAUAU